This is a messenger RNA of Chelonoidis abingdonii (Abingdon island giant tortoise), 1239 nucleotides long. RefSeq names its product membrane magnesium transporter 1 (gene MMGT1). The record is from RefSeq and is a predicted model, not a curated record. NCBI's taxonomy places the organism in Eukaryota, Metazoa, Chordata, Testudines, Testudinidae. Gene Ontology annotation, cellular component: EMC complex; early endosome; plasma membrane.
UGCGGGCCCCCUGGCGGUGGCCGGCCGGGCUGAGGAGGGGAGGGUGUCCGUGGCGGACAAUGGCGGCCGCCUCGCUGUGGAAGGGGCUGGUGGGGAUCGGACUCUUCGCCUUGGCCCACGCGGCCUUCUCCGCUGCGCAGCAUCGUUCCUAUAUGAGAUUAACAGAAAAGGAAGAUGAAACAUUACCGAUAGAUAUAGUUCUUCAAACACUGUUGGCCUUUGCAAUUACGUGUUAUGGAAUAGUACAUAUUGCAGGAGAAUUUAAAGACAUGGAUGCCACUUCAGAACUAAAAAAUAAGACAUUUGACACAUUAAGGAACCAUCCAUCUUUUUACGUAUUUAAUCAUCGUGGUAGAGUAUUGUUCCAGCCUCCAGAUAUAGUGAAUUCUUCUUCAAACCAAGAUGUUUUGUCAUCCAGCGCGUCACUGAAGUUACGAAAACUUGAACCUCUGCGCCGUUAAGAUUUUUACAGAUUAUAAUAGAACAGGACACUGAGAUGUAAUAUUGGAGUUUGGGGUGUAAACACUUUUUUUAAUUUCUGGAGCAGUAUUUAUAUUGACCUUCCAGACUUUAUAAAAUAUAUAUAUAACUAAGGACCUUCUUUGUACACUGUUAAUGAAAAUGACUGAAUUGUGACUUGGCAAUGGAGUGUAAGUUAUUGCUACAAUUACGCUGUGAAACAUCUUUGAACUUUCAUAUAUUAAACAAUGUUGCGGUUGAUUUUUUCAUUUAAAACUAUUCCUAUCCUUAAGAAAAGGCAAAUAAGUUUUUAUUGCAAUGAAUAUUGUUUGAAAAGAGGGAAUGCUUUCGUGCUAUUUAUUUUCUUGUUUGCUUGCAUUACCCUUUAUGGAACUCCUUCAGAAACAGUGGGUGCACUGCAGCAUGAAAAGAUAGAGGAGAGGAAGCUAUCUGUCUCCUGUUCCUAGAAAGUCUAAGAUGCACCUUUUGGUGUAUGUUUGUGAAACUCAAAAGAAUGCUUUCAUUCUUACAAUGCUAGAAAAAAAUGGUUAUGUCUGACAGUUUUUUAACUCUUCGUUAUCAAGUUAUUGCUUUCUAGUUCUCCUCCUGUUUAAAAGUAGAUUCUCUCCUCCUCCUCCCAAAAUUAUCGGGGACUCUACAUCUGCUAUAUGUAGGAGGGAGAUGGCUUGCUUCUUUUUGGAUAAUCUAAUAUGUUCAGCUCGUUUAUUCAUUGUAUGUGUAUUGCUGUCUUUGCUUGUGUAUACAGGAACAUUCAUGAAA